This is a messenger RNA of Cynocephalus volans (Philippine flying lemur), 969 nucleotides long. RefSeq names its product olfactory receptor 10S1-like. The transcript is spliced from 2 exons. NCBI's taxonomy places the organism in Eukaryota, Metazoa, Chordata, Mammalia, Dermoptera, Cynocephalidae. The record is from RefSeq and is a predicted model, not a curated record. Gene Ontology annotation, molecular function: G protein-coupled receptor activity; olfactory receptor activity. The coding region runs from base 1 to 969 and encodes 322 amino acids. Gene Ontology annotation, cellular component: membrane. Gene Ontology annotation, biological process: G protein-coupled receptor signaling pathway.
AUGAAAAAGCGUAUGGAGUACCCGAACCAGACUGUGGUGAGCCACUUCUUUCUGCAGGGUCUGAUGGACACAGCUGAACAUUCUAGCCUCUUCUUCCUCCUCUUCCUCCUCAUCUAUAGCAUAACCAUGACUGGGAACCUACUUAUUCUCAUAACUGUGGGCUCUGACCUUCACCUCCACUCCCCAAUGUACCACUUCCUGGGACACCUAUCCUUCCUGGAUGCAUGUCUGUCCACAGUGACAGUGCCCAAAGUCAUGGCAGGCCUGGUGACUCUGGAUGGGAAUGUGAUCUCCUUUGAGGGCUGUGCUGUACAGCUUUGCUGCUUCCACUUCCUGGCCAGCACCGAGUGCUUUCUGUACACAGUCAUGGCCUAUGACCGCUACCUGGCCAUCUGUCAACCCCUGCAUUACCAAGUGGCCAUGAACAGGCGGAUGUGUGCAGGGCUGGCUGGGAUCACUUGGGCCAUAGGUGCCGUGCAUUCUGCAAUCCAUACCUCCCUCACCUUCCGCCUGCUCUACUGUGGGCCUCACCACAUCGCCUACUUCUUCUGUGACAUCCCCCCCGUGCUGAAGCUAGCCUGUGCAGACACCACCAUUAACGAGCUUGUCAUGCUUGCCAGCAUUGGCAUUGUGGCUGCAGGCUGCCUGGUCCUCAUCGUCACAUCUUAUGUCUUCAUCGUGGCAGCUGUGCUGCGGAUCCGCACAGCCCAGGGCAGGCAGCGCGCCUUCUCCACCUGCACUGCCCACCUCGUGGUGGUGCUGCUGUACUACAUGCCACCUGUCUGUAUCUACCUACAGCCUCACUCCAGUGGGCCAGGAGCUGGGGCCCCUGCUGUCUUCUACACAAUAGUCACUCCCAUGCUCAACCCUUUCAUUUACACUCUGCGGAACAAAGAGGUGAAGAGGGCUCUGAUGAGGCUUUUGUGCCAAGGCUCCCAAGAAGCUCCAGCAGGCAGCCCACCCCCAUAA